Molecule: messenger RNA, 4195 nt
Organism: Chlorocebus sabaeus (green monkey)
Lineage: Eukaryota; Metazoa; Chordata; Mammalia; Primates; Cercopithecidae
Source: RefSeq, a predicted model, not a curated record
UGCUGGAGCGGUUGCGUGGGUCCCACAAGGACGUCCCUGGACAUGGAGGGCAGGGCAUGGGGGCCCUCGGAGCCGCAGUGGGUGAUUCUCUCCCUUUGUGUGUGCGUGUGCCGGGGUUGUGUGUCUUUGAAGCCUGGGGCCACGGUGUUCUCAGCUCAGUCCUGUGGUCUGUGAGGCUCUUGUUUCUUGGUCAGGUUCUUUUUUCCUUCAUUAAUUUAUCUAAAAUUCAGCCUUCCUGCUUGUUAGGCUUCUUAGACCCGUCAGCAAGUGAAGGGAGGAGCACGCCUGGCAUGUGGCCAGCCUAGUGAUGCUGCUUCGUGUGCAUGGUGCGGAGUCUGGGCCCAGCUGCGCUGGCGGCCUGCAUGCCUUGGCCCCGUGCCCACGGCCAUAGAGGCUGAGACCAGGGCAGGGGCUUUCGUCCUGAUGAGGGCUGGGGCAGGGCCUUGUUUAUUGUUUUCAAUCACGGCAAAACCCCACAACAUUUACCACCUUAACCGUUUCCGAGUGUACAGUUCCUUAGUGCUAAGUACAUUCACAUUGUUGUUUAAUGGAUCUCUAGAACUUUGUUAUCUCACAAAAUGGAAACUCUACCCUUUUAGACGCUGACUCCGUCCCUCCACGGUCCCUCCACGUGGGUGAUGUUGGAGCUGGGGCGCUUCCUGAGCGUGGGCGGCUCACGCUGAGUGCUUGCUCGCAACCUCGUCCGCGGCGGCCUCUCCACUCUCGGGUUUGAAUGGCUGUGCUGCCCUCGGCCAGAGCUGGCACAGAACCCAGGAGCAGCCAGGUGGCCUGGGGCUCAGCGGAGCUGUCAGGGCGGGAGAGCGACUGGGCCAUCCCCUUCUCUUGAAGCAGUGGCAUUUUCAGGCUUGCGCUUGGCUCCUCCGAUUCUGUCCAGGAGCUUCCUGGGGCCUGGGUGUCUGUGGUGGGGCUGGAGUUUCCUUGCGUGUGUGCACGUGUGUGCACGUGUGUGCAUGUGUGUGCAUGCCUGUGGCAUGGGGUAGGUUUUCUGUUGAUGGCUCUAGCAAGUGCUUCCUGAAGAUUCUGACAGUUGUGACUGACUCUGUAAAAGCACCUUGCUCUUUGCCCCAAACACACAGAAAUACAAUGUGUGACCAUGAUGUUUUGUACUCCACAAAGCUCAGCUUUGUCUAGUGCCCGUGAAGGGGGCUUUGGCCCAGGGAGGGACAGGUGUGAAAAGGUGCCACCGUCUUGCUUGUUGGAACUGGGUUACUGGCUGAGCUGUGUCUUCCCUGGGAGGCUUGGAAGCUGGAACAACACAGGGCUUUCCCCUCCUUGCCACCCCUGUGGAGUCCGCAGGACUCCGCCUGCGCUUUACUAGGACAGAUCGCAUCGUGUGCCAUGUCCCUGGGACAGACCUCAGAGCAGAGCCCCCAUACAGAGCUGGGUCGCCUGGUGGGACUGGCGUUUCCCCACGCGGAUGGAGCUCCUCUAUGCAGCCGGAAAACCUUCAGAAGAACUGGCUUCGGGAAUUUUACCAGGAGAGCGGGGUCCAUCAGUGCCUCACCCCUCAUCCUGCUCAAGUGACGUGUGGCUCCCCGGCUGCGUCGCGUGUGUCCCGCCCAGGGUUUCCUGCCGGGUGAGGCGGUUCGUGUCCUGGCCUGCGGCUGUCGGGACUCCCGUCGUGCACACACACAAGCCGCACUUCAUGGCCUUGCACUGUCAGGAGUUUGGAGGGAAGAACUACGAGGCCUCCAUGUCCCACGUGGACAAGUUCGUCAAAGAACUAUUGUCGAGUGAUGCGAUGAAAGAGUAUAACAGGGCUCGAGUCUACCUGGACGAAAACUACAAAUCCCAGGAGCACUUCACGGCACUAGGAAGCUUUUAUUUUCUUCAUGAAUCCUUAAAAAACAUCUACCAAUUUGACUUUAAAGCUAAGAAGUAUAGAAAGGUCGCGGGCAAAGAGAUCUACUCGGAUACGUUGGAGAGCACACCCAUGCUGGAGAAGGAGAAGUUUCCACAGGACUACUUCCCCGAGUGCAAAUGGUCAAGAAAAGGCUUCAUCCGGACAAGGUGGUGCAUUGCAGACUGUGCCUUUGACUUGGUGAAUAUCCAUCUUUUCCAUGAUGCUUCCAAUCUGGUCGCCUGGGAAACAAGCCCUUCUGUGUACUCGGGAAUCCGGCAUAAGGCACUGGGCUACGUCCUGGACAGAAUCAUCGAUCAGCGAUUCGAGAAGGUUUCCUACUUUGUGUUUGGCGAUUUCAACUUCCGGCUGGAUUCCAAGUCCGUCGUGGAGACGCUCUGCACAAAAGCCACUAUGCAGACGGUCCGGGCCGCUGACACCAAUGAAGUGGUGAAGCUCAUAUUUCGUGAGUCAGACAACGACCGGAAGGUUAUGCUCCAGUUAGAAAAGAAACUCUUCGACUACUUCAACCAGGAGGUUUUCCGAGACAACAACGGCACCGCGCUCUUGGAGUUUGACAAGGAGUUGUCUGUCUUUAAGGACAGACUGUAUGAACUGGACAUCUCGUUCCCUCCCAGCUACCCGUACAGUGAGGAUGCCCGCCAGGGUGAGCAGUACAUGAAUACCCGGUGCCCGGCCUGGUGUGACCGCAUCCUCAUGUCCCCGUCUGCCAAGGAGCUGGUGCUGAGGUCGGAGAGCGAGGAGAAGGUUGUCACCUAUGACCACAUUGGGCCCAACGUCUGCAUGGGAGACCACAAGCCCGUGUUCCUGGCCUUCCGAAUCAUGCCCGGGGCAGGUAAACCUCAUGCCCGUGUGCACAAGUGUUGUGUCGUGCAGUGACGUGGUGGGAAGAGAUGCCAGCGCCACGAGAGGACCCUUCGUGAGCCCUCCCUGUAGCCGUGUACUGAAUACGCACCUUCAAAGCUGCAUCGAGAACCCACCCAAGCGCCACCUGCUAGACGGCCAGCCCCACACUUCGCUUCAGCCUCCGGACCAUUCCGGAACAGCCUCACAUACCUCACUGUCUCGUCUGUUCAUGUGACAUUAAGUAGAAAUAUUGGUUUUUUAAAAAUAAGUCACAGUCCUGUUGUCAAAACUCUAAUAGACAGCAAAGAGGGUCUGUACCGUAGACUUCACAGUUUUCAGUUUUUAAUGAUUGUCAGUGGAGGGGCUUCUCCAGCACAGAGACCCCAUCCCUCCCCAUGUCCAGAGACCCCCCUCUGCCAGGUGGAGGUAUGUCCAGGGGCUGGGGAAGCCGAGAUGGGCGCUCCCUCUGCCGGCCGGCAGCGUGGCCCCCAGCAUGGCGAAGGGGUCUGUCUCUGCCGAUGCCCCUUCUGCGGCACUCUGCGCCGUGUCACAUGGUUUUUGAAUCACACUGCAGCUGCUUUCCAUUUUUAUAUAUAUAUAAAUAUAUAUAAAUAUAUACUUUUUAAAAAUAAUUUAUAAAUCUUACCAAAACUUAUGCUAAAUGUACUUUCCAGUAUGAAUGCACAAGAGAGUCCCAUCAGCAGGCAGCAUCGGAGUCUAGGAGCUCAGCUGUGUGUCCAUCAACACACACAUUCGUAAAAAACACAUGGCCUCGCCAUCGUGGGUGAAAUCGGCCCCACAGCACGUCUGCACUGGCGGGCGUUACUCCCGUGCCAUUCUUCUGUGUAAUAUUAAGAACUGAAUGUGAAGUUUAUAGCUAGCCUGGGUGUACCUUUUAAGAAUUUUGUAAACUGUUUGUCUGUCUUUUGUUACUGUUUUAUGGUGCCAAGUAUUCUACAUUACAACAAUAAUAUCAUGGGAGAAAUAGAAAUAGCCUAGUUUGCUUCCAAUAGAAAUUGCUUUUAACAUGGGCUGUAUAUAAAAAUAUUAAAGAGAAAACUGUACAUUUCCUCAUUGCUCCGCUACAAACAACCCAUGUAAUAACCUUGUCGCAAAUAUUUUUCUCCUAGCACUAAGUACAGCAUUAAAAGGUGAUUAGAGAGUCUGUUGAUGAAACACAAAUAUACGUUUUAUUGAUUUUACUUUAGAACACUACAGAGUUCCUGGACCGGGUGAAGGCAUUAGGUGGGUGUUUGUUUUUGGAUAAAUCACUACCAUUGCAAGUGACUGCUGUCCGCUGCCGAAUCCGCUCUUGGUGGAAGGACCGGUCCGUGUCCCUGCUGUGGUUGCCACUGUCCGCAGUUCAACACGGGUUCGCCCCACGGGUUUCAGCUGUUGGGCGUUCUGAGGGCCUUUAGAAGUGACUGGCCUGGUUCCUAAGCAAUAAAAUUGACCAUGGUGAAAAUA